GCCACCCUUCCUACACGGUGUCCCGUUUUAAUCUCUCUGGACAGUAGAUUAUAGUAUGAGAGAGAUUUCAGUUGGAGUAACCUGUCCAGUUCUGCACAUAAUGUUCAAAAAAAGAUUAAUGUGAAUGAGCAGGAGGACAGAAGAAUUACUGCUACAGGAAAUAAUCUCAAGAAGAUGAAAUCUAACAAAGAAAAGACCUGCACUAGGGAGAGAGACUUUGUAUACAAAUUUAAUGCUGGAAAUCAACAGUUAUUACUUACAGUGCCUCUAAAAUUCCCUGUGCAGGAGAAUGUUAGUCACCUGCAUGGACAUCUAAUGCUUCUGCACCAUCUACCAUGCGUUAUAGAAAACGAUCUGAAGCAGUCACUUAAUAAGUUCAUAGAAGAGGAAACUAUAAAGGAUUAUGAUAAAGAAGCUGACAUGUCUCUGGAAGUUAUCAAAUCAGGAGAAAUAGAUAUAAACCAGCUGGUAGAUAUUUGGGCUAAAGCUUAUAAAGAGACAACAUUGGAAUAUGCAAAACCUGAAGAAAUCAGUUGGGAUGAAGAUUUUGCAAAUGUUUAUCAUGAUCUGAUACAUUCUCCAGCUUCUGAGACACUAUUAAACCUGGAACACAAUUAUUUUGUUAGUAUCUCAGAAUUAAUAAGUGAAAGAGAUGUGGAACUGAAAAAGCUGCGAGAAAGACAAGGAGCAGAAAUGGAUACAGUGAUGCAGGAGCUAGGGAAAUCACUCACAGACCAAGAUGUAAAUUCAUUAGCAGCUCAGCAUUUUGAAUCUCAGCAGGAUUUGGAAAACAAAUGGACCAAUGAAUUAAAACAGUCUACUGCAAUCCAGAAGCAGGAAUAUCAGGAGUGGGUGAUGAAACUACAUCAGGACCUAAAGAAUCCCAACAAUAGCUCAAUCAGUGAUGAAAUUAAGGUUCAGCCCAGUCAGUUGAGAGAAUCCAUGGAAGUAAAUGGAAGAAUUUAUGAAGAGCAAAGACUGUUGGAAGAAAGUUUUACUAUUCACUUAGGAGCUCAGUUGAAGACCAUGCAUAAUUUAAGAUUACUGAGAGCUGAUAUGUUAGACUUCUGUAAACAUAAGCGUAAUCAUCGAAGUGGAGUAAAACUUCACAGACUUCAAACUGCAAUGUCUCUCUAUUCAACUUCUCUCUGUGGCCUAGUUUUAUUAGUUGAUAACCGUAUAAGUUCAUACAGUGGCAUCAAAAGAGAUUUUGCAACUGUUUGCCAAGAAUGCACGGAUUUCCAUUUUCCUGGAAUUCAAGAACAACUUGAAAUUAUCCAGAAGGUUGUACUUAAGGCCAGAGCACAGCGUAGCAGAAACAAAAAUAAUGGGAAUGAAGAUAAAUCCAAGAAUAUUGAACGAAACCAGUCAAACAUUUUGCCAGGAGAAUUUUACAUCACACGGCAUUCAAAUCUUUCUGAAAUUCAUGUUGCUUUUCAUCUCUGUGUGGAUGAUAAUGUAAGAUCUGGUAACGUAACUGCUCGGGAUCCUGCAAUCAUGGGACUGAGGAAUAUUCUCAAAGUUUGUUGCACACAUGACAUUACUACAAUUAGUAUUCCUCUCCUACUGGUACAUGAUAUGUCAGAAGAAAUGACUAUUCCAUGGUGCUUGAAGAGGGCAGAGCUUGUCUUCAAGUGUGUCAAAGGUUUCAUGAUGGAAAUGGCCUCAUGGGAUGGAGGAAUUUCUCGGACUGUACAAUUCCUGGUGCCACAGACGAUUUCUGAGGAAAUGUUUUACCAGCUGAGUAAUAUGCUUCCACAGAUCUUCCGAGUAUCCUCAACAUUGACUCUCACCUCUAAACACUGAAUUUUGUGCAACAGCAAGGUGAACCAUAUUGAAAAAGGAUGAGAUUGCUGAGAUUCUGUAGAUUUUCUGCAGAUUGAUGGCUGUGAUCGAUGACCAUGUGUUGCAGUGUUAAGAAUAAUAUAAUAAAAGAUGUGUACUCUCUC
This is a messenger RNA of Nothoprocta perdicaria, 1949 nucleotides long. It is a transcript of the gene FERRY3, whose product is annotated as chromosome unknown C12orf4 homolog. Gene Ontology annotation, biological process: regulation of mast cell degranulation. The coding region runs from base 175 to 1806 and encodes 543 amino acids. Gene Ontology annotation, cellular component: cytoplasm. The record is from RefSeq and is a predicted model, not a curated record. The transcript is spliced from 15 exons. NCBI's taxonomy places the organism in Eukaryota, Metazoa, Chordata, Aves, Tinamiformes, Tinamidae.